Molecule: messenger RNA, 1707 nt
Organism: Rana temporaria (common frog)
Lineage: Eukaryota; Metazoa; Chordata; Amphibia; Anura; Ranidae
Product: extensin-like
Exons: 1
Coding region: 1-1707 (568 amino acids)
Source: RefSeq, a predicted model, not a curated record
AUGCUGUCUCCCGCUACCAACUUCCACCCAGCACUAUGCUGUCUCCCACUCCCGCCUUCCACCAAGCACUAUGCUGUCUCCCGCUCCCGCCUUCCACCCAGAACUAUGCUGUCUCCCACUCCCGCCUUCCACCCAGCACUCUGCUGUCUCCCGCUACCAACUUCCACCAAGCACUAUGCUGUCUCCCACUCCCGCCUUCCACCCAGCACUAUGCUGCCUCCCGCUCCCGCCUUCCACCCAGCACUAUGCUGCCUCCCGCUCCCAUCUUCCACCAAGCACUAUGCUGUCUCCCGCUCCCGCCUUCCACCCAGAACUAUGCUGUCUCCCGCUCCCGCCUUCCACUCAGCACUAUUCUGCCUCCCGCUCCCGCCUUCCACCCAGCACUAUGCUGCCUCCCGCUCCCGCUUUCCACCCAGCACUAUUCUGCCUCCCGCUCCCGCCUUCCACCCAGCACUAUGCUGUCUCCCGCUCCCGCCCUCCACCCAGCACUAUGCUGCCUCCCGCUCCCGCCUUCCACCCAGCAUUAUGCUGUCUCCAGCUCCCGCCUUCCACCCAGCACUACGCUGCCUCCCACUCUCACCUUCCACCAAGCACUAUGUUGUCUCCCGCUCCCGCCUUCCACCCAGCACUAUGCUGCCUCCCACUCCCACCUUCCACCGAGCACUAUGUUGUCUUCCGAUCCCGACUUCCACCCAGCACUAUGCUGCCUCCCACUCUCACCUUCCACCGAGCACUAUGUUGUCUCCCGCUCCCGCCUUCCACCCAGCACUAUGCUGCCUCCCACUCCCACCUUCCACCGAGCACUAUGUUGUCUCCCGCUCCCGCCUUCCACCCAGCACUAUGCUGCCUCCCACUCUCACCUUCCACCGAGCACUAUGUUGUCUUCCGAUCCCGACUUCCACCCAGCACUAUGCUGCCUCCCACUCCCGCCUUCCACCCAGCACUAUGCUGUCUCCCGCUCCCGCCUUCCACCAAGCACUAUGCUGUCUCCCGCUCCCGCCUUCCACCAAGCACUAUGCUGUCUCCCGCUCCCGCCUCCCACCCAGCACUAUGCUGUCUCCCGCUCCCGCCUUCCACGUUCCACCCAGCACUAUGCUGUCUCCCGCCUUCCACCCAGCACUAGGCUGCCUCCCACUCCCGCCUUCUACCCAGCACUAUGCUGUCUCCCGCUCCCGCCUUCCACCCAGCACUAUGCUGCCUCCCACUCCACCCAGCACUAUGCUGUCUCCCGCUCCCGCCUUCCACCCAGCACUAUGUUGUCUCCCGAUCCUGACUUCCACCCAGCACAAUGGUGUCUCCCGCUCCCGCCUUCCACCCAGCACUAUGGUGUCUCCCGCCUCCCACCCAGCACUAUGCUGCCUCCUGCUCCCGCCUUCCAGCAAGCACUAUGCUGUCUCCCGCUCCCGCCUUCCACCCAGAACUAUGCUGUCUCCCGCUCCCACCUUCCACCCAGCACUAUGCUGUCUCCCGCUCCCGCCUUCCACCCAUCACUAUGUUGUCUCCCGAUCCCGACUUCCACCCAGCACUAUGUUGUCUCCCGAUCCCGACUUCCACCCAGCACUAUGCUGUCUCCCGCCUUCCACCCAGCACUAUGGUGUCUCCCGCUCCCGCCUUCCACCCAGCACUAUGCUGCCUCCCGAUCCCGACUUCCACCGAGCACUAUGCUGUCUCCCGCCUCCCACCCAGCACUAUGCUGCCUCCUGCUGA